AUGUCCAUGAAUGCUAUGAAUCUGAUUCAGGACUAAUGUUCAGCAAAUGUUGUUGUUGAGGUUAUGGAUUUAAAUGAUAAUGCUCCCUAUUUCAGUUUCCCUAAUGUCAACCCUUUCAGUCUUAAUGUCCACUACCAUCCCAACUCUGACCAUGAUAUCACAGUUGUUAGGGCCUCUGACAGAGACAGUCAACACAAUGCCUUCCUCACAUAUGAAAUACUCAGAGGUAAUGAGAAACACUUAUUUCAAAUGAACCAUCACUCUGGUGUCUUAUCUUUCUCUCGCUCACUUUACCAAAAUGAUGCUGGAUUCUAUGAACUGGAAUUAGGUGUGAAAGACAGUGGGAAUCCAGUUCUCUCAUCAACAACAACAUUGUCUUUGACUCUAACAGUUAGUAACAACACAUCAAAGAUAUUUAAGACCCCUUCAAAGACAACAACAGAAUCAAGUAAUGGUCUCCAAUUGAAUGUGAUGAUUGUUAUUGUUAUAGCAGCUGUGAUAGUAUCAGUUGUUAUAGAGAUCUCUAUAUCAAUCUGUAUAGUUCAUAGACUGAAGCAGACAGAUAGCAACUAUGAUAGUAGUGUUGAUAUUUACUACAAGGUUACACCAACAUUAAACAUACAAUCAAAAUAUAUGUUCGAUUCUAUUUGCGUUUCUUCUGGUGUUCAUUACACAAGAGAGAGAAAUGUAAAGAAUUCUCAUCAACCAAUGGUAGACAGAGAAGAUAUUCACUGCAGAACCAUUUCAGGUGAUAAAUGGAAUAACCCAACAUUAAGAAUAUGCCAGCAGGUGAGAUAA
Molecule: messenger RNA, 798 nt
Organism: Octopus bimaculoides (California two-spot octopus)
Lineage: Eukaryota; Metazoa; Mollusca; Cephalopoda; Octopoda; Octopodidae
Product: protocadherin gamma-B4-like
Source: RefSeq, a predicted model, not a curated record